UCGGCAAUCCAUGACGCCGUGAACAGCGACAUCUCAGUGUAACCAGCCCGUAUUGUAAUGGUAUUUUCUGUGUUCGAUUUUGUUUUGUAGGGCUUUGUUCCGGAGAACGUGUUGCCAUGGUUGGGUUUGUCGCGUGUGGGCCGAACGAAGCCCUUGUAGUUUCCGGAUGUUGUCACUCAAGCCCCUUAAUGGUCCCUGGAGGAAGAGUCUUUGUCUGGCCUAUUAUACAGAGAGUCCAAAGAAUUACCCUGAACACGAUGACCCUUACGAUCGAAAGUCCGAAGGUGUACACACAACAAGGCGUGCCUAUCUCUGUGACGGGCAUUGCCCAGGUUAAAAUACAGGGCCAGAACGUGGAGAUGCUACGUGCUGCCUGUGAACAGUUCCUGGGAAAGAGCGACGACGAAAUUAUACACAUCGCUCGAGAAACACUGGAGGGUCACCAGAGGGCCAUCAUGGGAACCAUGACAGUUGAAGAAUUGUACAAAGACCGGAAGAAAUUCUCCAAGCAAGUGUUUGAAGUUGCCUCUUCAGACUUGGUAAACAUGGGAAUAACCGUCGUGUCGUACACCAUCAAAGACAUCAGCGACGACGAGGGCUACCUACGUGCCCUCGGCAUGGCACGGACUGCCGAGGUUAAGCGUGACGCUCGCAUUGGUGAAGCUGAAGCGCAUAGGGACUCCCAGAUCAAGGAAGCUUUGGCCGAGGAAGAACGCAUGGCUGCGCGAUAUCUCAACGACACGGAGAUUGCGAAGGCCCAACGUGAUUUUGAGCUCAAAAAAGCAGCUUACGAUAUGGAAGUCAACACAAAGAAAGCAGAGAGCGACCUGGCGUACAGCCUUCAAGCAGCAAAGACUCGACAGCGCAUCAAGGAGGAACAAAUGCAAGUCGAGGUAGUGGAACGCACUCAAGAAAUCCAGGUCCAGGAGCAAGAGAUCUUGCGCAAGGAGAAAGAGCUGGAAGCCACAAUCCGUCGGCCUGCAGAGGCGGAGAAAUACCGCCUCGAAAAGAUUGCGGAAGCCAACCGGAAUCGAGUGAUUAUGGAAGCCGAAGCAGAGGCUGAAGCCGUCCGUCUGAAGGGAGAAGCCGAAGCCUUUGCAAUUGAGAGUAAAGCACGCGCGGAGGCUGAACAACUGAACAAAAAAGCAGAUGCAUUCCGAGAAUAUAAGGAGGCAGCCCUACUUGACAUGAUGCUGGACACAUUGCCAAAGGUUGCAGCAGAAGUGGCUGCCCCCAUAUCGCAGUGCAAACGUGUCGUCAUGGUGUCAUCUGGCAAAGGUGAAGUUGGGGCAAGCAAGCUUACUGGAGAGGUCAUUGACAUCAUCACAAAGACAACCAACAUGGUACAUCAGUUGACGGGUGUUAAUGUUGGAAGCAUUUGCAGCAAAGAACGUAAUCUCGCCACUGCCAGUUGGAACAUCAAAACCGCCCAGGCUGCUAUGUGAAGUCCAGCAAUGCUGUGGAAGAUGUAUUGCCAGUAGAUUGCUUUGUACUGUGAGCCAUCCAGCCUUUCUUGCAGUCGUGUGUGCCGUGCGCUUGUCUCGAACUACGAUACAUCUGUUGGAACCUUUAUGCAUUUCAGAAGACGCGCACGUAAUAAUACGUAAUAAGCCUCUCGCCUCGGUUAGUCCUUCGGUCGUGCUGUAACACCCAUGUACCGAUACCAAUUACUGCUUGGAGCGUUUUAAAAAAUAUGUUUGCGUUGUGUGAGCUAGCAUUGCUUGCAGAGGGCAAAGCAUGGCAUUGCAUUUUGCGGAAGGAGUGUAAAUACUUGUGCUCUGUUAUAACGCCAUUAUGAAGUCGUGGAAAGUGCUAGUCCCUUUUUACUAUAACGUGCAUCUCUGAACUGUUACCAGUAUUUUCGAAAAAUUUAUAUUUUGAUAGCACAGUGUAGAAGCAAUGUGUACUUUAACUGCAUUCCGUCACGUAUUUCAUUGUCCUCUCCUUUUGGCUGUGCGCUGUUUUCGUAUGUACUGAACCUCGGAGCCUUUGCUCAAUGUUGCGCCCCCUAUCCACCGAGUCCCACGACGAUAUUAUACUGCCAUCCAUGUCGUUUUAUUUUGUAAAUACGGAAUCGAAGUAUAUGUGUAUGCGUACUCUCUGUUGCAAGUGAUAGAGCUUUGUCCGUAGAAUAAAGGAGAAUGCUAGUCCUGCCUCUGGUUGCCCAAACACAGGGGGAGAGAAAGAGAAAUUCGUAACAAUAAAUUUGUAAGAUUUCGUGCAGAGAAACAUCUAUGCUUUACCUGAUUUGCCACUACUACAUGGAAAAGUUUAAAAAAUGGAGGACUGCAAUUUUUUGUUAUAAAGGGAGCACUAAAAAGCAAAAGUUUUCUCCUCGCAGACGCCACCAGCUCAACAGCAAUGUGAUUCAUGCGCGAAGAAAGCACGACGUACUAGACUAUAGCGACCAUGUCAUACGGACCCCUUCCGAGCGCCGUAUUUGGAGGCUAGCGGUGGCGCUACUCAUCGGCCCGGUUAUUGCUUCCUAAAUUUCUACAGUACUCUUGUACUUCAGCUUACCUUAGUAUUUUUGUACAAGCGGUGGAUGUCUCUAGAGAGAUGCUUCAUUCUAAAGUUUAUCAUCAUCAUCGUUCUACGCGUCUUAAUAGGAACUGUUGCUGUCGUCUGCUGCGCUAAUCGUGCGUCCGCUUCUGCGCGUUCAAAAUUCAAAUUUCCGUCGUCCAAUCACGAUGCAGAUCUCGCGGGCCGACGAGUAACGCCCCCUAGCGGAUCGUGCGGGGACGGGCUCAUCAUUGAGUUUGCCGAUUAUGACGUGGUCGCUGAAAGCCACACAAUUUACGCUUUCCCUGUUGGGUGCCUCUCGGCAAAUCGUCUGCCCAGUCAUCGUAAGAAAGCAUAAACUGUGACAUCCUUCACGCUCGAAACGCAGACGACAACGGGUUAACCCCGUUCCAUUUGUAUUGCUGACAUGGUCGCCGCAUGUCUCAUUCCCUGGGGAGAAACGUUUUCAUUUUUUGUCCCUCUUUAAGUGAUAACGAUGUGGUGUUGUACUGAAGAGUUCCUUAGACACUCCAGUUUUAUUUGUAGUGCCCUAUUCAGACUCUCCUGUAGUUUUGGGAAUGUGUGUGUGUGUGCGCUACCUCGCUGUCACGAAUCUCUUCUGGAGGCAGUUCAGAUGUAAAGUGUGUGUAGUAUCAAAAUAUCCUGCCAGUAGCAUGCUUUGCUGCAUUAGCUGUGAAAACUUGAAGUAAACCUGUACAGAGAGAAUAUAUAUAGUGCUGCUGCAUGGCCAUUUGGUGACUAGCAAACAUUCAAGCCAAACACAUACUGCCAAAUUUAAUAAAUGUUGAAACAAGCACGUUACAUCAGCACAGCGCAACAUACCGUACGUGAGUUUUGGCUGGCAUCCCAGUCGUCUCUAUUCCCAGAGCAUGAAAAUAAGCAUUGAAUGGGGUCACUAACCUUUACCAUAGCCUGCUGAAAAUGCCGGAAUCUGUAUUAAAACAACACUGAAGUGUUAAAAUUUCUCCUUGCUGAAUGGAAGAUGACAUUUACCUUGAUACCAACACAAAAAAAAAGAACUGGAUUGCAUCGUUCGUGACUUCUGAGCAAAAGGAAGCGCAGAGCAAGCUUUCCCUAUCCUCCCCAAGAAGCGCGAAUGACACAGCUGAUUUGUCCCAUUCCUUUUGUGUUGGAGUCGACGUAACAGAGUUUUUCGUUUGGUGAGGAGCAAUUUUUUUUGCACAUUAGCGCCUGUUUCAAAAGAACCUGACUGCACACUGUCAUGUCCAGUGUGUAGCAUUCAGUGAUGCACAUUGCAGCAAAAACAAAUUUUAAAUCAAGAAAUCCAAGAACACUUCUGAGAAGCAUGGAGAUAAAUAUGUAUAACAAAGUAUAUCUAUCCUUGUAGUUGUGUAUAGGAAUGCAGCAAGUAACGGGCCUGACGUGUUGUUAUCGGUGUCAAUUUUUUACAGCCCAUAGAAAGGCUUCAACUGUUGCUGUACAGCUUUCUUCUCAGGUCUGCUUUCUCUCUGUCGCCUUGGACUCACAGAAACGUCCACGACCUGAGGUUCAUGUGUAUGGUAGCAAUAGCAAUGUAGGUGAUACAACUUCAUUUGCGCAAUUUGGUGCUGUGUCUCUCUUUGUGCGAUACAAAUAAAAGUUUAUACGACAAAAAUAC
Messenger RNA from Ornithodoros turicata, 4141 nucleotides. It is a transcript of the gene Flo1, whose product is annotated as flotillin-1-like. The record is from RefSeq and is a predicted model, not a curated record. Lineage: Eukaryota; Metazoa; Arthropoda; Arachnida; Ixodida; Argasidae. Bases 117 to 1445 code for a protein of 442 amino acids. The transcript is spliced from 12 exons. Gene Ontology annotation, cellular component: plasma membrane; flotillin complex; cytoplasmic vesicle. Gene Ontology annotation, biological process: regulation of receptor internalization; positive regulation of endocytosis; positive regulation of cell-cell adhesion mediated by cadherin.